Messenger RNA from Toxotes jaculatrix (banded archerfish), 1476 nucleotides. RefSeq names its product gap junction protein alpha 10 a (gene gja10a). The record is from RefSeq and is a predicted model, not a curated record. Gene Ontology annotation, biological process: cell communication. Lineage: Eukaryota; Metazoa; Chordata; Actinopteri; Toxotidae. Gene Ontology annotation, cellular component: connexin complex. The transcript has 2 exons. Bases 1 to 1476 code for a protein of 491 amino acids.
AUGGGUGACUGGAACCUGCUGGGCAGCAUCCUAGAAGAGGUUCACAUUCAUUCCACCAUCGUGGGCAAGAUCUGGCUUACCAUACUCUUCAUCUUCCGCAUGCUGAUCCUGGGAGCGGCCGCCGAGGACGUGUGGGACGACGAGCAGUCCGAGUUUGUUUGCAACACAGACCAGCCGGGCUGUAAGGCAGUGUGCUACGACCGUGCCUUCCCCAUCUCCCUCAUUCGCUUCUGGGUCCUGCAGGUCAUCUUCGUGUCUGCGCCCUCACUGGUCUACAUGGGCCAUGCCCUCUACUGCAUCCGAGCGCUGGAGAAGGAGCGCCACCGCAGACGGGCGCAGUUGAAGGAGGAGCUGGACGAGGCUGAGUUGGCGUUGGAUGAACACAAGCGCAUGGAGAGGGAGCUGAGGAGGCUAGAUGAGCAGAGGAGGGUGAAAAAGGCUCCUCUCAGAGGCUCUCUGUUGAGAACCUACAUCAUCCAUAUCCUAACACGCUCUCUGGUGGAGGUCUGCUUCAUCCUGGGCCAGUAUAUACUCUAUGGUAUCCAACUGGAGCCACUCUAUAAGUGUGAGAGGUUGCCUUGCCCCAACAGUGUAGACUGUUACAUCUCCAGACCCACGGAAAAGACCAUUUUCAUGGUCUUCAUGAUUGCCAUUGCUGGUGUGUCCCUUUUCCUCAACAUCCUGGAAAUAUCUCACCUGGGCAUGAGGAAAAUCAAACAGACGCUGUACGGAGAGAGGUUCACGGAAGACGACAGUUUGAUUUACAAGUCCAAGAAGAAGGCGUCUUUACCAGCCCUUUGUGUAAUGAGCAAUUUAUCACCUCACAAUGGGCCUUUGACUCAGACCUUCAAAGUGAUUCCAGAGGCGGACAUGAAGCCUCCUCAUUACAGCAGCGGGCUCAAAGCCAACCAGGAUGCACCCAGACACAACAGCUUGGCUCAUCUGGGACACAAUCAGACCAGCUAUAUCUGCCUGCAACCUAGGAUGCUACCCAGGCCUGGCCAGAACUGUGCAAUGCAAGCCCCCCAAACCCAUGAAGGUCCAGAGGCCCACAUGGCCGUGGUGGACCACCAUCCACCCUGGGAUACAGCUGUGUCCAAUGCGGAGGGAAGUGCAACAAGCCAACCAGAGGAAACCAAUGAGGGAGAACACCCUCACCCCAGCCACCUGGAGGCUCUCCUGUCCAGCAGCACCUUCAGGCCCAGCACUAUCAGAGACCUUGAUGAAGAUGAGCGAAGGGAGUCAAUGGCGAGCGAGGUCCUGAUCCCCAACCCCAGAAAGACCAGCUUCAUGAUGAGGCCACCCUCUGAGAGCUUGUCCUCCAUCAGCGGCUCCACGAGCCCUUCGUUACAUACCUCAGAGGAGUCUGACGAAUUAGGCUCCCUGCAGGGAGACAUGCCCAUGAUGCCGCCUGCCGGAGGCCGGAGGAUGUCAAUGAGCAUGUUUCUGGAUAUCUCCUCUAUCAUGAAGAAGUGA